Elgaria multicarinata webbii is the source of this 2327-nucleotide messenger RNA. RefSeq lists its product as uncharacterized. The coding region runs from base 61 to 1446 and encodes 461 amino acids. Lineage: Eukaryota; Metazoa; Chordata; Lepidosauria; Squamata; Anguidae. The transcript has 3 exons. The record is from RefSeq and is a predicted model, not a curated record.
CUCAGCAUCAGCGCAGCUCAAAAAUGCCUCCGUGAGUUUGCAAGGGGCAGCAGGAAAAUAAUGGCUUGUAAUGAUGACCUCUUAAAGAAUCUUCAGAAUAACUUGCAAGAACUGAACAACCUCCGAUCUAAAUACCUUGCAUCAACAAAACGUCCCUUGUCUGCAGGGACCAAAUCAUUGCUCCGUGAUCAACAGCAAUUGCCAAGAGAAAAUAUGAACAUCCAACCAUUUGCUCCUAGAAAGAGCAUUCGCCACCGUAACCCUUAUUGGCCUGAUGAAGAAAUCCGGACCUUCAUUGAGAUCUGGGGUGAUGACCAGGUCCAAGCCUCGUUGGCCACCAAUUUUCGCAACGAGGCCCAGUAUGAGUGGAUCUCUGAUCGGAUGCGGGAAUAUGGCUAUGACCGGGAUAUGAAACAAUGCCGCUUACGUGCCAAGGAGCUUCGGCGAGGAUACAAGGCAAUUGUUUGUGGAAACAACUCUUCUGUGAGUGGUCAACGUGCCCUGCCAUUCUAUGACUCCUUGAACAGUUUCCUGUGCAUGCACAAGGGCCUUGUCGUGUCCAAAGUCUCCCUCUCUAUAGAUCGGAGGAAUCGAGAGGCACAAAAGCUGGGGCUGGAGCAGGAAAAGAAUGAAAAGCUCAGUGUUGUCCUUGUUUCUGAUGAUGAUGAAGCAUCCAUCCCGGAGCCUGCAGAUGACUCCAAUGGCUACUUUCAAGAUGCACGGAUAGAUUCCGACCCAGUGAAUGCACAGUCUCCAGGCGAUGAGUGGGAACAGCAUGGAGAAGAUGGCAUUUUGGCAGGCGAUGUCGCUUCGCCCAGUUUUCCCAACGCUCGAGGAGAGAGCCAUUCUGGCCCAUCUAGUUCCUUUCCCAGGGCGCCCCUAGCCGACCCAGACAGAAUGAGCAACCACUGGCACCGGAAGCAGAGGAAACAAAUGGAAGCCACCUCGGACCUUGUGGAUGCCAUCUCUCAAGUGGGCGAUAGACUCGUAAAUGCUCUGUCUGAUUUGCACUCAACACACAGGGAAACAUCUGAGUUUGCACAGAGCCGGGAAAGUAAUGCCCGCAAGGAGGAGUUUGCCACCCUCGCCAGCCACGUGCAGCAGGCCACAAAAAACAUGGACAAGCUCAUCGCUCUUAUGGAGACGUCUACCAAACGGAUUGCAGAUGCCAUGGAUAGACAAACGGCCGCCUUGGAGAACCUGGCACGGUUGUUUGCCACAAGAGCGCCAGCUCCUUCGGUGCCCUCUGUACCCCAAGGGCAGCCGAUGCUUUCCUCUCCGAGCGUCUCUGGACCACUCCCGUCACUACCCGCAGGGCUACACAAUGCCCUGAACACUCUGGGGGCACAUCGCACUGCUGAACCCAAAGCACCAGCAACACCAGCUCCCUGUGAGGCUGAGGAAUGUCAACCAGAGGCAAAGAAAAUAAAAACAGAAGAAGACUAGUAUAAUCCGAUUGUACAGCCAUCCCCUCAAACCUCCUUGUUUGUUCUCAUGGGGUGAAUCUUCAUCCUGGGUUAUUGUUUUUUAAAUCCUUCGAGGAAUAAGCAAGGAAGGUUGAAGAUGUAACAAAUCUCAUUUGUGUGGGGUUUUUUUUUUAAAAAAAGAUUAUCUAGGUUUUACGUUUGUGGGUGGGUUUAUAUAAGGGAGGGAAGUGGGAGCUUUGCCCACAAUGAUAAUUUGUACAGUUCACUGGCAUUCCAUUAUUCUAUUGUUUGUUCUAUAUCCUGCUGCUUAAAUAUGCAAUUUGGGCUGCAAUCCAGUGCACACUUACUUGGGAGUUAGUCCCAUUGAACUCUGUUGGCCUUACUUCUGAGUAGACAUGAGUAAGACCAGACUGUCCAUGUGGUCUGGAUGUUGGCUUUGGACGCGGAGAACAUGGAUUCAAAAUCUCUGCUCAGCCACAAACUCACUGGGUGGCCUUCUGUAGGUCCCUCUAAACCACAAUGUCUCUGUCUCCAAAUGAGUAAUAUUAUUGACCUACAUCAUUUGUUGGUUUUGAAGAUGAACAAUUUAAAAGCUUGUGAAUCAUUGUGCACCCUCAAACUGCUAUAGAAGAUACGAGUAGAGAACUCCAUAUUUCUUUUCGUUGAUAUAUACAAACUCCUGUUAUUAAAUUAAUGAGAUGCACUGAUAGGAAUGAGCUGUUUUCCUCCCUUGUCCCCCUGAAAACAUGUGCCAGAUGAACCCCCAUAUCUGAUUGGAAACACAAAAUAAUCUCCCAAUAAAAAAGAACGGGCGGUUUUAAGGUGGUUGCAGCAGCUGGUGUUGCAAGACUAAAGUCCAAGCUUGUUUUUUGGUUUGUUUGUGUGUGUGUGCAAGAUACA